AUGGAUACAGCUGCUAUUAUGGACCACGUUCUGGCGGCUGGAAAGUCAAUUGAAGCCUUUACAGCGCAGAUCCGGCCGAUCGCAAUGGACCAAAACGUUGUACUUUCCAUCGCUAUUGGCUAUUUUAUUCUAGUCCAACUUGUCAACCCUCCUUCAAAAUCACAACCGGUGAAGCUCGGCACUGCCGUCACCUUUUUGGUCUUCUUACAUAACGUUGCACUUUGUGCCUACUCGGCAUGGACGUUUUAUAACACUGGACCAGUAUGGAUUCAAAGGCUAUUAGAUGGCGAGAACUUUUUCCAUACUUUCUGUGACUUGGAUGGUGUCUAUUGGAAGCAGACUCUCGAUAAAUACGCAUACUUGUUCUACCUGUCCAAGUACUAUGAGUUCAUUGACACAGUGAUAUUAUUGAUGAAGAAUCGAAGAGUGGGUCUUCUUCAAUCGUAUCAUCACACUGGUGCAGUCAUUACAAUGUUCCUGUUGGUGGAGAGCCAGGCAACGGCCUGCUGGAUUUUUGUAGUGUUCAACAGCUUCAUUCACACGAUCAUGUAUGCCUACUAUGCAGCCUCUACUAUUGGCAUCCACUUUCCAUUCAAGCAGUUGAUUACUAUAUCCCAGAUUACACAAUUCUUGGUUGGAUCGUGUUUUGGAGUGUUUUAUAUCUUCUGCCCUGGAUGUGCCAAACGACUUGAUGAAGGAUUCUCGUGGGGCUCCGAAAGGACAUCUAUUGCAGUCACGGUUGUUUAUCUGAUUCCUCUAACUUAUCUGUUCUUUGAUUUCGCCUUUAGGACCUAUGGAAAGAAGGCGCGUUCUUCUAAAUCCAAUGGACACACUGGAAAGCCUUUGAAAGAAGAAUAA
Messenger RNA from Synchytrium microbalum, 858 nucleotides. RefSeq names its product very-long-chain 3-oxoacyl-CoA synthase (gene SMI743). Gene Ontology annotation, cellular component: endoplasmic reticulum membrane. Bases 1 to 858 code for a protein of 285 amino acids. Gene Ontology annotation, biological process: fatty acid elongation, monounsaturated fatty acid; fatty acid elongation, polyunsaturated fatty acid; fatty acid elongation, saturated fatty acid. The transcript has 5 exons. The record is from RefSeq and is a predicted model, not a curated record. Gene Ontology annotation, molecular function: fatty acid elongase activity. NCBI's taxonomy places the organism in Eukaryota, Fungi, Chytridiomycota, Chytridiomycetes, Synchytriales, Synchytriaceae.